Xiphophorus hellerii (green swordtail) is the source of this 2397-nucleotide messenger RNA. Its product is annotated as calpain-2 catalytic subunit-like. Gene Ontology annotation, molecular function: calcium ion binding; calcium-dependent cysteine-type endopeptidase activity. The record is from RefSeq and is a predicted model, not a curated record. Gene Ontology annotation, cellular component: cytoplasm. Lineage: Eukaryota; Metazoa; Chordata; Actinopteri; Cyprinodontiformes; Poeciliidae. Gene Ontology annotation, biological process: proteolysis. Bases 104 to 2197 code for a protein of 697 amino acids. The transcript has 21 exons.
UCUCAGGGAGGAGGUCUCACUCUGACUCAGACUCCGAGUACAGCAGCAAAACUUUUUCCGCUUAGUUGCGACCCGGUUCGGUUCUGUUCUGUUCUGCGCCAUCAUGUCCGGAGUCGCCUCCACUCUGGCCAAGAAGCGGGCCCUGGCCGCGGGGUUCGGAACCAACUCCAACGCGAUUCGGUACCUGAACCAGAACUUCGAGGCCCUGCGCGCGCAGUGCCUCUCCUCUGGGAAGCUCUUCUGCGACCCCACCUUCCCGGCCGAACCCGAAUCUCUGGGCUUCAACGAACUGGGUCGGAACUCCAGCAAGACCCGCGGAGUCACCUGGAAGAGGCCCACGGAGCUGGUCUCAAAGCCAGAAUUCAUCGUGGGCGGUGCCACCAGAACCGACAUCUGUCAGGGAGCGCUGGGUGAUUGCUGGCUGCUGGCUGCCAUUGCCUCUCUGACCAUGAACGAGUUUGUGAUGGCGCGAGUCGUUCCCACAGACCAGGGGUUUGGAGACAACUAUGCAGGAAUCUUCCACUUCCAGUUUUGGCAGUUUGGGGAGUGGGUGGAUGUGGUGAUUGACGACAGGCUUCCGGUUAAAGACGGGAAGCUGCUGUUCGUCCACUCGGCGGAAGGUCGGGAGUUCUGGAGCGCCCUGUUGGAGAAGGCCUAUGCCAAGGCGAAUGGCUGCUACGAAGCCCUGUCUGGUGGCUCCACCACUGAGGGCUUCGAGGACUUCACCGGAGGCAUCGCAGAGAACUAUGACCUCAACCGGCCACCGUCCAACCUGUUCCAGAUCAUUAAGAAGGCGCUGGAGGCCGGCGCUCUGCUGGGCUGCUCCAUUGACAUCACAAGUGCUGCAGACUCUGAGGCGGUGACUCGACAGAAGCUGGUGAAAGGCCACGCCUACUCGUUGACGGGGGCCGUGGAGGUGAACUACCGCGGGCAUCAGGAGAAGCUGGUUAGAAUGAGGAACCCCUGGGGUCAGGUGGAGUGGACCGGAGCGUGGAGCGAUGGGUCUUCUGAGUGGAGCCACGUCCAGGGGGACUGUCCUCACGCCAACUCAGAGGACGGAGAAUUCUGGAUGUCGUUCAGUGACUUCCAGCGUCACUACUCCCGAAUCGAGGUGUGCACUCUGACUCCCGAUACGAUAGAGGACGACUCCGUCAAACACUGGAGUGUCAGCAAGUUCGACGGCACCUGGAGGAGAGGCUCCACAGCUGGAGGAUGCCGGAACCACCCCUACACUUUCUGGACGAACCCUCAGUUUGUGAUCAAGCUGGAUGAGGAAGAUGAUGACCCUGAUGACGGUGAGGUGGGCUGCAGCUUUGUGGUCGGUCUGAUCCAGAAGAACCGCAGGAAGCUGCGCCAACAAGGCGAGGACAUGCACACCAUCGGCUUUGCCAUCUACGAGGUUCCCCGGCAGUUCCACGGACAGAGGGAGGUCCACCUGGACAAGAACUUCUUCCUGACCCACGCUCAGACGGCGAGGUCAGAAACCUUCAUCAACCUGCGGGAGGUGAGCUCCCGCUUCAAGCUGCCACCUGGAGAGUACCUGGUUGUCCCGUCCACCUUUGACCCGCACCAAAACGGAGACUUCUGCAUCCGAGUGUUCUCUGAGAAGCAGACCGAGACCGUGCCCUGUGAUGACCCGGUCAGCGCCGACCUCAGUGACGAGACGGUGUCGGACAACGAGGUGGACUCCGGGUUCAGGAACCUGUUCACUAAACUCGCGGGAGCCGACAUGGAAAUCUCCGCCUACGAGCUCCAGACCAUCAUGAACAAGAUCGUAGCCAAACGAACUGACAUCAAAACAGACGGAUUCAGCCUGGAGACCUGCAAGGUCAUGGUCAACCUGAUGGACGACAGCGGGAACGGCAAGUUGGGCAUCGGAGAGUUCGCCACGCUGUGGAAGAAGGUGCAGAAAUACCUGUCGAUCUACAAGCAGAACGACUCGGAUAACUCUGGAACCAUGAGCACUCCGGAGAUGAGGGUGGCCUUUAAGGACGCAGGUUUCUCCCUCAACAACACCAUCUACCAGCAGCUGGUGGCCCGGUACUCGGACCCGGACAUGACCAUCGACUUUGACAACUUCGUGGCGUGUCUGAUGAGGCUGGAGAUGAUGUUCAGGAUCUUCAGGAAGCUGGACGCCCACCAGAGCGGCUCCAUCGACCUCGACCUGAACCAGUGGUUGAACUUCACCAUGAUCUGAACCAGAACCGCUCUGCUUCACGCCAUCAGCUGCAGCUUCUCUCUCGUCAUAUUAUAAUCUCUCCUCCACCAGCCGACUGUCCCUGAACCCUUCUGCUCUGCAGGUCCAUUUGGACCGGCGCCACACAGAACCUGUUAGUCAGGCUUUUAUCUGCCGGCUGCUCUUUACCGGAUCAUUAAAGUGUUUCCAUGGCGAACGCA